GGCAUCGUCUUUGUCAAAACCUUACAUCUCUUUUGUUAUAAAUUCCGUGACAAAUAAUUUGUUUUAUUAUUUAAUAAGUGUUGACGGUGGUCUCCAUGUUAUUGUUUUGUUAACACACAGCAGAGAUAAGAUUAAAGAAUUGAUUGAUGUAAAGAUAAGCGAUAGUGUAGUCGGGAAUUCAUAAACCGGCAUAAAUUGGUUCAAAGAUAUCGCACUUGGUUAAUAAACAGGUGUUGGUCGGUUGAGUGCUACAAAACGGGGAAUUCCCGAAUUGCAAAUUGGCCCAAUCCAAUAGCCAAGUGUUGUAUGCGUCUUUUAGAUAUAUUCAACAAGUCGCAAGUGCCACGUCAGCUUAAGCUGAAGAAAUAGGAAGAAGGAGAAGAAGAGAACAGUGCCUGCCUGGUGUGCUGAACAUCUUGAGCACACAUGCAUGAGGUUUCGAAUUGCACUUUGUGUUUGUGUGUGCGCCUUUGUGGGAGAUUUUAGUUUACAAUUUACAUUUGAAGCGUUCACUGGUUGCAGUCGUUAAAAUGUCGGAAAAUCAAGAGGACGAUAAAAUGGAGGCGCGCGGUUAUCAACUGCGUUUAGUCGACUACAUAACGAAAAAUAAUGGCAUUAUUUAUUUGCCAACUGGCUCGGGCAAAACUUACGUGGCCAUCCUGGCAUUGAAACGUUUUUCCAAAAACUUUGGCAAAUCAAUUGAGGAUGGUGGCCAAAGGGCUUUGUUCGUUUGCAACACUGUCGAGCUUGCCCGUCAGCAGGCGGUUUGUGUGAAAAAUUUCACAAAUUUUAAGGUUGGAUUUUAUGUAGGCGAGCAGGGUACGGAUAACUGGAAUCGCUCGAAAUGGUCGGAAGAGAUCGAAAACAAUCAAGUGCUGGUGGGAACAGCUCAAGUCAUUCUUGAUCUGUUUCUACAGAAACAUAUGGAAUUUAAAUCGGUGAGCAUUGCAGUUCUAGACGAAUGCCAUCAUGGAACCGGUAAACAUCCAUAUCACGAGCUUAUGCGGCUGUUCCAAUUGGUGCCGCCCAACACACCGCUGCCCCGUGUCGUGGGCCUGACGGGAGUUCUGAUCAAGGGCAACGAAAUCAAACAUGUAGCCAAUAAAUUAAGGGAACUGGAGACCACUUAUCGUGGCCUCAUCAUUACAGUAUCCGACGAAAAGGAAAUGGAGAAUGUUAUGCUUUACUCGACAAAGCCACGUGAACGCCUUAUCCUAUAUCGAUCGGUUACGCAAACGUUCAAAGUAAUUGAGGACAUACGAGGUCAGAUCGCACAAUACUUAAAGUCUUUGGAGCUCAUAGAUAUUGGACAACAGCCGAUACGCCUCUCAAGGGGCUUAAAUGUUGUCCGAGAUUCGAAUAAGAAAAGUACCAUCAAGACGAUGCUUAACGAUUUUCUGUUUCAAAUCGAUAACUAUGGCAUUUAUGCGGGAUCCAUUGCCAUCAUAUCCGUGCUGGUCGAGUUUGAGAUCAAACGUCGCCAGGCUGAGACUCUCGUCCUCCGCAAUUUAUAUCGUACGGCCAUUUCGCUGUGCGAAAGUGUGCGUCAUUCGUUGGUCUCUAAGUUGCGGGACAUGCUCGAUGAUGAUGAAAUGUCCGAUGAUCAAAUCAAUUCUGAAUCGAUUAUCAUGAACUUCUCCACACCCAGGGUGCAAACAUUUCUGCAAUACCUUAAAGACACCUUCGCCAACAAAGAUCCAAAGGAAAUAUCCUGUCUGGUCUUCGUGGAGAGACGCUACACAUGUAAACACCUUUAUGGGGUGCUUCUGAAUUUCAUUGAAAGCACGCCGGAGCUGCGAAAUGUGCUGGUGCCACAGUUUAUGGUUGGGCGUAAUGGCAUCUUUCAGGACUUUGAAAGUCAGCUCGAAAAACGCUGGCAAAAGUCGGCCAUUCAGCAGUUUCGUGAUGGCGAAUCUAAUCUCAUUGUGUGCUCCAGCGUGCUGGAAGAAGGCAUUGAUGUGCAGGCCUGCAAUCAUGUCAUCAUAUUGGAUCCGAUCAAGACCUUCAAUAUGUAUGUGCAGACCAAGGGACGGGCACGUUGUCGGGAUGCAUCGUUCGUACUGUUUUCAUCGGACUUGGAAUCAUCAAAAAUCACCGAGCAAAUCAAACAAUAUCGUCUGGCCCACGAGGAGAUUAGGAACUAUCUAGAGAGCCGUGUGCUGGAACGUGCCGAGCCGCAAAUGAACGAGAUAAACGAACACUUCCAGGACGAUAUACAACCAUAUGUCAAUUCAAAUGGAGCCGUACUCUUGGCCAGCAGUGCUCUGACAAUACUGCAUCGUUAUUGCCAACAGAUGCCUUCGGAUGCUUUUGGCAUUGUUCUACCUUGGUUUAAGCUACUCGAUGCAGAUGAGCGCAAAAAAUACACUUCAGCCUGGGCAAAGAAGACAAUGGUGUCCAUCACAUUGCCGCUAAAUUCGGCAUUACGCGAAACAAUCAUCAGCGAUCCAAUGGGCUGCGCCAGGUCUGCUAAGGUUUCAGCAGCUUUCAAGACCUGCAUCAAAUUGCACGCUUUGGGCGAGUUAAACGAACGCUUCCUGCCCACAACGGUUAACGAGCGAGUCGCCGAUAUUGCCAAUGUACACUUUGAGCACUGGAAAAAGUACGGGGACGAUGUGACCAUAAAGCGAAAGGACAGGGAUUUAACCAACAAUAGCUUGAAGACGUACCAAACCAGAUGUCCAACGGAACUCUAUGAUGCGAUGCCGCGAGUGGGCGAGACAUGUUACGCCUACGAGAUUAGCUUGGAGCCACACUUUGAGCGUAACGACUACACGGGACACAUGUACGACUCGAUGCAAUCGCGUCGCAGCUACGGUUUGCUAUUAAGGAAGCGACUGCCGCGUCUGGCGGCAAUGCCAUUAUUCAGUCACCAGGGAAAAUUGCAUGCCCAUGUUGCGGAGCAUCCGCUGGAGAUAGUAAUUCAGAGCCAGGAGCAAUUAGAAAAGCUACAACGAUUUCAUGUGAUGCUGUUUCGUGAUUUGCUUCGCAUUUGGCAGCCGUUCUUUGUGCUCGAUCGUCGCAGCAAGGAGAACUCGUAUCUGGUGGUGCCACUGUCAACACCGCCUGGUAGCGGCUUAGAUUGGCAGUUGGUGGAGCAGUUCCAGCGAUUGCCCAAAUCGCAUGCGACGAGCUUGGCACAACGCAAAGAAAUGCCACCGCCGCGACCGGAAGACUUUGAGGGCAAGAUUGUGACGCAAUGGUAUGCAAACUAUGAUGAGAAGCGUAUGCUGGUGACCAAGGUGCACUCAGAUCUCACGCCCAUGAGCAUGAUGGACGAGAAGCAGCAGGAUAAAAGCUACUACACGUUCACAAUGUCCAAGUAUAGCAAUUACAUUGGCGAUGUUGUCCAUAAGCAACACUUUCUCCUUGAGGUUCGUGAAUUGACCGAUCGCAUGAAUUUCUACAUCAAGCAGAGUGUUAAGCAAUCGGCUCAGAGUAAAGCACGCGCCAGAGUGAUGCUUAUACCCGAACUAUGCUUCAAUUUUGGCUUCCCAGGCGAUCUCUGGAUCAAGCUGCUCUUCCUGCCGAGCAUUUUGCGUCGUCUCUAUUAUAUGCUGCAUGCGGAGACGCUGCGUGUGCGGCUUAACAAAUAUCUCGGACUGGAUAAAUUACCAAUUAACGGAGACGGCUACAUUCCAAAACCAUUGGAGAUUGAUUGGUCCCUACGCCGGAAUGUCGAUCAUCAGGGGAAUGCCAUGCACGCCGAUGAUUGUGAAGAGCCGCGAUCUCUGCUGGAGCCGCUGCCCACCAAGACCGUUGAGAUGGCCAUGGAGAAAUUACAAAUAACCGAUCUGGAAGUACCCUGGCAGCUGUAUAUGGAACCGCUUGAUAUCGCACGUAACAUAAUGUCCACUUACCCAGUGGAGUUAUCCUAUUAUUACAACUUCACCAGUGGCAACCUAUUGCAACUCGAGAAGCUUGAGCAAGAGGACAAAGAGCUCUGGACACAAAAUCAGUUCAAAAUGCGUCAUGGCAACAUAUACAACACACCAAGUAGCCCCAUUCGUAAUUUGCCCGCUCUCCUGCCAGCUGACAGCCCAAAUGGCACUCGCGUGGAUCCUAAACCUGUUCAACUGUCUGUGCUGCAACAUAGCAUUUCCAAUUCUCACAUAUCUCCAGCUGAGCAGGGUGAAUUUCUCGCUGCAAUCACAAACUCUGGCAGCGUCGAUGUCUUCGACAUGGAACGCUUUGAGCUCCUCGGCGAUUGCUUCCUUAAGCUCAGCGCCACACUCUAUUUGGCCAACAAGUAUCCGGACUGGAAUGAAGGCAUAUUGACACAGGUAAAAUCAACUCUGGUGUCGAACCGUAAUUUGUUGUACUGUCUUAGCGAUACGGACAUUCCAACGCGGAUUUGCAGCACAAUGUUUACGCCGAAGUACACGUGGUUGCCGCCCAGUGUCAGUCUGCCGCACAAUGUGCUCGCCAUAUGGAAGGAGAAGUUGGAACCAGCUGGUCUGGUGGGUCCACAUAAUCUCCGUAACAUCUCAAUUGGAGAGGAGGAGGUGUUUGGCAAUGGUGAAUGUGGAAGUGUUUCCUACCGUAACUUUGUGGAAACCUGCCAAUCCAAUCAGCAUUCACAUCAUGCUGGCUUCGAUUACAGUAGUGAGGUCAACUUUUGUGUGGGACAAGUGAAGAUGGCAGACAAAUUGAUAGCUGAUACUCUGGAGGCACUCUUGGGCGUCAUUGUAAAGAACUAUGGGCUACAACAUGGGUUCCGGAUGCUGGAAUACUUUGGCAUAUGCAAGUCGGACAUUGGCAAGCCGUUAACACAGUUGUUAGAUCUGGAGCUGGGUAGCAAACGCAUGCGAGCAAAUAUAUCGCAACAUGAAGUGGACGGAUUUCUGAUUAAUCAUGCCCACUUGGAGCGGAACCUUGGCUAUACGUUCCGUGAUCGGGCCUAUCUACUUCAGGCUCUCACACAUCCAUCGAAUCCGACGAACCGUUUAACUGGAUGCUACCAAGAGUUGGAAUUCAUUGGUGAUGCCAUACUCGAUUUUCUAAUCUCGGCAUACAUAUUUGAGCACAAGACUCGAAUGACGCCUGGACAAUUGACGGAUUUGCGAUCGGCACUGGUCAAUAAUACGACGCUUGCCUGUAUUUGUGUUCGUCAUCGUUUUCACUUUUUCAUAUUGGCCGAGAAUGCGAAGCUAUCGGAGUCCAUACAGAGCUUUGUGCAGUUCCAGGAGUCGCAGAAUCAUCGCGUUACCAAUCAGGUGCGUAUCCUGAUGGAGGAGCGUGAUGUGCAGCCGGAACCUCUAGAUUCCGAUGAUGAAAUGGACUUUGCUGAAGUGGCUGCAGCGGCUAAAGCAAAUGCCAUUAAGUCGGCUGAGGAAACCCAAAUGGGCGAUUACAAUAUUUCCCACAACGUGGAUGUGCCCAAGGCAUUGGGUGAUGUCCUAGAAGCGUUGAUAGCCGCCGUCUAUCUUGAUUGCCGCAAUCUGCAGACCACUUGGCAGGUCAUCUACAGACUGUUUGAGCCUGAACUGAUGGAGUUCUCCCGCAAUGUGCCGAUGAAUCCCAUCCGUCAAUUAAACGAGCAUAAGCUGGCCAAGGCAACAUACGGUCCACCCAUUACGGACAAGGAUCAAGUCAUGGUCACCUGCCAGUUCAUCUGCAUGGAUAAAACCAUUAAGGUCUACGGCUUUGGCAAUAAUAAAAAGCAGGCCCAACUUUCAGCUGCUAAACACGCCCUUCAGAAGUUGGCCAAAUGUGAGGCAUAACUUAUCACACAUUUUUUACAGCGUACUUUUUAUUUCUUUUAUUCUUAUAAUUCAAAAAAAAAUAUGUUUCUUUGUUGUCUUUUAGACUCCUUAUACAGGAAAAUUAUUGCACGUUUUUCUAAGUUUUUAUUAAAAAUUUCCAUUUGCUGCCUGUGCAAUUUUUAGCAAAUGUAUGUUUUUAUUUAAUGAAAACAAUUUUUAAAAACUGAGAAAAACGUCCAACUUGAACUCGAAUUGUGAAUUAUUUUUAGUGAAAAAUAUUUCAAAGUUCAUUUCAAGCUUUUACUUUGCUAAGUAACGAUUAUUGUAAUCUACUAUGUAAACUCAACUCAUUCUAAAUCAAUUCAGCUUCAUGUCUAAAACAGUUUUGUAUAAGUUUGAUUGUUUGCGGUGUAGUUAAUAUGAUAAUGAAGUACCAUAUUUACUGUACCAAAAUUAUCAAACUUAAACAAAAUAUUUUAUUUAUCAAAUUCAUCGUAUUUUAGUUUUUUGAUUUAAUUUAGAAUGAAAUAUUCCAAUUUUUUCAAAUUACACCGUGUUAUUGUCGUUAAUCUAGUUGCAAGGUGUUGCUUAGCAUUAUUAACCAUUUUUUAUAAUAAAAACUUUUUAUACCAA
Messenger RNA from Drosophila innubila, 6338 nucleotides. RefSeq names its product endoribonuclease Dicer. Gene Ontology annotation, molecular function: RNA binding; deoxyribonuclease I activity; ATP binding. The record is from RefSeq and is a predicted model, not a curated record. Gene Ontology annotation, cellular component: nucleus; cytoplasm; RISC complex. The transcript has 9 exons. Lineage: Eukaryota; Metazoa; Arthropoda; Insecta; Diptera; Drosophilidae. Gene Ontology annotation, biological process: apoptotic DNA fragmentation; pre-miRNA processing; siRNA processing. The coding region runs from base 531 to 5723 and encodes 1730 amino acids.